This is a messenger RNA of Paramecium sonneborni, 309 nucleotides long. NCBI's taxonomy places the organism in Eukaryota, Ciliophora, Oligohymenophorea, Peniculida, Parameciidae. The record is from the annotation of a GenBank genome assembly.
AUGAAUGGAUAUUCCUAAUUCUUUUAAGCGACAUAUUUUGGUAGUUCAUCAAAUAAUGAAAAAAAUAACUUUUAUCCGCAUUAUAUGAUAGAAAUCAAAAAUAUUAUAUUUAAGAUGCUAACUUUAUUCAGAAUUUAAUCUUUUAAAUAUGUGAUUAUGAUAAUAUUUUUAAGCUGUAGACUGUAUCUGUAUUAAAUAAUUAUGCAAAAGGAUUUACAAAGAUUAAAAUUGUUAGAUAUUAAUAAAAACUAUAUGAUUUAAAAAAAAAAUAUAAUGAUAACAGAAUAUUUUAUUCCUUAUUUUGAAUGA